CAUAACAGUCAACUCAUAACCUAGUAGCUAGUAUAAGUGUAUUAUCUAUGUAACCUAGCCUAUCUACUAUCUAGUAAUUAAUACAUACUGCCUAGCAAAAAAAAAAUUGUGGUUAUAACAUAGCACUCUGCUGCUCAAUACCUAGCAGCAGAGCAAAAUUAGCUAUACUUUACCCACCAGUUGUUCUGAUUUCAUAGCACAGAGUAAAUUAUCGCUUAUACAUUUAUAUUAAUUUCAUACUUCGUACCUCUCGCCUUCGUAGCGCGGUAUUUGCUAUUUUACGUGUGAUUCAUUAUAGAAGUAAAAAACGAAAAAUAUAAUUAAUGAUUAUUUUAAGUAAUUAAAAAAAAUCUUGUUUUACUUAUACUUACUUGGUAAUAUUAUACAAAAUAAACUAUUGAAUAUCAACAGUGAUCUAGGCCAUACAUAUAUUUGAAAGCAUUUACAAUAAUAUAAUGGGGAGUACUUCAAAAGCCUUAUCAUUUACUGUACAAUCAGAAUGCACAACAUCACGAGCUCGUGCUGGAAUUAUGAAAUUACCACACUACAAUGUCAAAACACCAGUAUUCAUGCCAGUUGGAACACAGGGAACAAUGAAAGGACUGUUACCGGAUCAGCUAGAAAAUUUAGAUUGUGAGAUCAUAUUAGGAAAUACAUACCACUUAGGAAAUAGACCUGGAGUUGAUGUAUUAAAAAAAGCUGGUGGUCUUCAUAAAUUUAUGAAUUGGAAAAGAGCUCUUCUUACUGAUUCAGGAGGUUUCCAAAUGGUUUCAUUAUUAAAACUAGCUGAGAUUACUGAAGAAGGUGUAAAGUUUAGAUCACCAUAUGAUAAUUCUGAAAUUAUGUUAACCCCUGAAAAAUCUAUUGAAAUCCAAAAUUACAUAGGUGCAGACAUAAUAAUGCAGUUAGAUGAUGUUGUACAAACAACAUUUCAAGAUUAUGAUAGAAUUAAAGUAGCAACCGAAAGAACUAGUAGAUGGCUUGAUCGAUGCCUUAAGGCUCAUAAAAGACCAGAUGAUCAAAACAUAUUUCCCAUAGUACAAGGCUUACUGAAUCCUGAAUUAAGAAGACAAAGUGCUCAAGAGCAUAUGACUAAAGAUGUCAAUGGAUUUGCAAUAGGAGGACUCAGUGGAGGUGAAGCAAAAGAUGAUUUUUGGCCAAUGGUCAGUCUCGGAACAAAAAUAUUGGAUAAACACAAGCCACGAUAUUUAAUGGGUGUAGGACUAGCUAUAGACCUUGUUGUCUGUGUUGCACUAGGAGUGGAUAUGUUUGAUUGUGUGUUUCCGACUCGUACAGCUAGAUUUGGAUGUGCACUUGUAAAUAAAGGACAGUUAAAUCUAAAACAAAAACAGUAUCAGACUGACCUCAAUCCAAUUGAUAAAAAUUGUGACUGUGCUACAUGUGAAAAUUAUACAAGAGCAUAUUUGCACUGCAUUGUUUCUGUGGAAACAGUUGCGUGCCAUUUAAUUUCUGUGCAUAAUAUCGCUUUCCAGAUGCGCCUGAUGAGAACAAUGAGAGAAAACAUUGAAAAUGGUACCUUCCCGAAAUUUGUCAAAGAUUUCUUCUGUGAAGUUUAUCCUGAUAAUAAUUUUCCAAAUUGGAUAGUAAACUCUCUUCAUUCUGUUGGAAUAGAUAUAAUAAAUACUUAAAAAUAACUUCUUAACUAUCCGUGCACCACAGUUAUUUAUAAUAAUUAAUCCUAAAACAUAACAAUAUCAGAAUUUACCCAUCCCGAGGGGUGGAUUAUGAUACUAUAUGUCAUAUUGUGAUUGUUUUGAUACCUUAUACUAAUAGCCAUAGUGACUAAAAAAAGUCAACUAUAUUGAAAUCACAGAUAAACAACAUUGUAUUUAAUGUUUCGAGGAACCAAUGCUGAAAUGAAAUAUGAAUCAACAAGUA
This is a messenger RNA of Vanessa atalanta (red admiral), 1899 nucleotides long. It is a transcript of the gene Tgt, whose product is annotated as queuine tRNA-ribosyltransferase catalytic subunit. The record is from RefSeq and is a predicted model, not a curated record. The coding region runs from base 456 to 1649 and encodes 397 amino acids. Lineage: Eukaryota; Metazoa; Arthropoda; Insecta; Lepidoptera; Nymphalidae. Gene Ontology annotation, cellular component: cytosol. The transcript is spliced from 6 exons. Gene Ontology annotation, molecular function: tRNA-guanosine(34) queuine transglycosylase activity.